AUGCUCAAAUUCAUAAUUUUUCGUAUAUCAUCUGCGCGCAUGCAAAUUGCUCUCUUUAUUUAAAUUAACUCCUUUUCCAUUUCUUCUUCCUUUCUAAAUCUUCAUAUCUCCACAUUCAAAACAGUCAAACAAUUUCACCUGCUUUUCAAAUCUGUUCCUUUGUUUCACACUCAAACAUCAUUCAAAAAAUUCAAAUUCCAGUUUCAUCAGUCUCCAUGCUCUGAUCAAGAAAAGCUCCCUUUUGUUUUAUAUAUAGAUUUCAAGAAUUAAUGGAUUCAAUCCCAACUCCAAGAAGAAGCAAAUUCGCAAAAACAUUUUCAAAAAUAACGAACCUCAAAAAAUCCACAAAGAAUCGCUCGAAUUCCGGAUUUUGCAUCCCGAUCACGGCGGAAAAGCUGCGAUGCUGCGAGUCGAAGCUGUUCGAUGAAGAAGCCAUGGCGGAGCUGCGAGACAGAGCCGCCAUGGAAGCUUUCGUGGCGAAGCUCUUCGCGGCGGUUUCCUCCGUGAAGGCAGCCUACGCCGCGCAGCAAAUGGCGCAGCUCCCUUACGACGACGCGGCCGUGCAGUCGGCGGAUCAAGCCGUCGUCGACGAGCUGCGCGCGGUGUCGGAGCUGAAACGGCGGUUUCUGAAGAACCAGAUUGAUUCGUCGCCGCCGCACGUGGUGGUGAUGCUGGCGGAGAUUCAGGAGCAGCAGUCGCUGAUGAAGACGUACGAGAUCACGAUGAGGAAAAUGCAGCGAGAGAUUGAUCACAAAUCGUCGCAGAUUUCUUCGCUGCGGGAGAAGUUGAAAGAGAUUAAUCGAAGCAAUAGAGUAAUGGAGAAGACGAUGAAUGCUACCGGAAAUUUCUCAGUUCUCGAAACGGUGUCGUUUCAUAAUUUGAGCGUUAAUGAUUUCGUCGUUGUGCUUAACUACGCGUUGAAAUCUGUCAGGCAUUUUGUCAAACAGAUGAUCCGCGAUAUGGAGUCCGCCAACUGGGAUAUCGACGCCGCCGUUAACGCGAUUCUCGGCGGCGUCAAAUUCAGCAAAAGGGAUCAUAGAGGCUUCGCGUUCGAAUCAUUUGUCUGUAGAGAGAUUUUCAGCGGCUUCGACGAUCCCAUUUUCGGAAUCGAGAGAAUCGAUUCCGAAAAGCAGGGACGCCGGAUUUUCUUCUUCGAGGAGUUCAAGAAAUUGAGGUCGGUCUCUGUGAGUCAUUUCGUCAAACACAAUCAGAGCUCGUUGUUCGGGAAAUUCUUGAAAUCUAGGUACCUUAAUUUCGUGCACCCGAAGAUGGAAUUUUCGUUUUGCGGCAAUUUGAACCAGAGGAAAACGGUGAACGCCGGCGAGUUGCCGGAAACAGAAUUCUUCAAGAUGUUUGCUGAAAUGUCGAGGAGAGUUUGGCUGCUACAUUGUUUGGCGUUUUCUUUUGAUGGUGACGUGGGGAUAUUUCGAGUAGAGAAAGAUUCGCGGUUUUCUGAGGUGUAUAUGGAAAACGUCUCCGACGAUGUAUUCGCGGCGGCGGGCGGAGGUUUGAGGGUGGCGCUCACGGUGGUGCCCGGGUUUCAGUUCCGGCACACGGUGGUGCAAAGCAAGGUGUAUUUAAUUCCGUCGAAAUGUUAGCAGGUUAAAAGGUCAAAUAAAUUACGAGGAAUAGGCUUCGUUGGGGAUGGCGGCGGAGGAGUCGGGACGAUGGCGGCGGCGCGUGGAGAUGCAACCAUUAUAUGGUAUGAGAAAGUGGGACGAGAGAGAGAGAGAAUGAAGAGUUGUUUGGGCCCACCCCACACGUUAAGAGAAUUCAUGAAUUGAGGAAACCAACUCCAUUUUCGGAAGAUAAGCUGUCAUCGGCCGUCGGAAAAAUGUAUUUUAAAUUAGGCGGCGGCGCGACGGCGGGAAAAGUGGGAAACUUGCGUUAACUCUGUUUCUGAUAAGCUAUAGAAUAUAGUGAUCGUACCUUUACAUGGCUCGCCUUUAUUUUUCAUUUUGUAGAUUGAAACAACACAAUUUCAUCAAUAUUGUUACUUUUGCUCUUUUA
This is a messenger RNA of Salvia miltiorrhiza (redroot sage), 2010 nucleotides long. RefSeq names its product protein GRAVITROPIC IN THE LIGHT 1-like. Lineage: Eukaryota; Viridiplantae; Streptophyta; Magnoliopsida; Lamiales; Lamiaceae. The record is from RefSeq and is a predicted model, not a curated record. Bases 270 to 1598 code for a protein of 442 amino acids. The transcript is spliced from 2 exons. Gene Ontology annotation, biological process: negative gravitropism; response to red or far red light.